Messenger RNA from Xenopus tropicalis (tropical clawed frog), 1032 nucleotides. RefSeq names its product N-acetyltransferase 8 gene 5 (gene nat8.5). The transcript is spliced from 2 exons. Bases 135 to 794 code for a protein of 219 amino acids. The record is from RefSeq and is a predicted model, not a curated record. Gene Ontology annotation, molecular function: transferase activity; N-acetyltransferase activity; acetyltransferase activity. Lineage: Eukaryota; Metazoa; Chordata; Amphibia; Anura; Pipidae.
UGUAUGGGUAGGCUGGGCAGGAAGUGCUUUAGAGAACAUCUUGCUGAAUGCUGAAUACAUUGUGUCAGAGCGGAGACAGCACAGUGAGCUGGAAUAUUCCCCACAGGUGAAGCUGUUGGUGUAGGAAGGCUGGCAUGGCCGACGUCUCCAUACGGAAAUACAGGAACAGCGACUAUGAUGUGGUUCACUCCAUGUUUGUAGAAGGGAUGAUGGAACAUCUGCCUGCGUCUUAUUCCUACCUGCUGAAACUCCCUCAGCUCCACCUCACUGUUUCUCUGUUACUUCUUGUCAUCUUCCUGGCAACCGGUUCCUACCUGCUGACCCUGGCCACGUUGGCUCUAUUGCUGGCUGGAGGUUGGUAUGAAAUGAAAUUUGAAUUUUGCCAGUAUGUGAGCCAGAGCCAGAAAGGUGAUCUGCUGGACAUACAGACGACCUACAUGAUGAGGAGCAACUCCUGUUUCUGGGUGGCAGAGUCGGAAGGGAAGGUUGUAGGCAUGGUGGCCGCCCAACCAUCAGAGGAGUCUGAGGAUGAGAUGGUGCUCCGGCGCCUUUCAGUUGGAAGGAACCACCGGAUGAAGGGAAUCGCCAAGGUGCUAUGCGUGAAGGUCAUAGACUUUGCUGGACAAUGUGGCUAUAAAUCUGUUAUGCUACACACAUCUAUGGUACAAUAUGCAGCCCAUAAACUGUACCAACGCCUCGGCUUUGAAAGAACAGCCGUAGAAAUUGUUCCAUCACUUUUUGGACGAUUUUCAAAAUUCUCUAUCUUUACUUAUAGAUACAGAAUAAAGUCAUAAUGGAACCGCUCGUAUUAAUCUCACAUGAAUAUGCAGCUGCCCAAACUGACACAGGCGUAACUAUGGCGAGAGAUCCAGUGGCAACAGGUGGCUCACAAGUGUCGAGGGCCCAGCAGGCUCAGGUCACCCUGUUUAAGCUUUUGGGGGAACAAUUCUGCUGUGGGAUCCAAUAAAGUCUAGUUAUUGGCUAGUUUUAUAUACAACAACAUGUGUAAGAAUGAAUAUCCUCCUACAGAAA